GUUUGAAGUAUAUUUAUUUGGAUCUAGGUCAAAUCAUUUCAUGAAACAGUUUUUGUGUUUGACACAACAUCCCAACUUCACUGCAAAUGAGGUUUGGCGUGAAAAGACCAAGUUGGGAAACAAAUGUCUCAAAACAGACAAGAUGUAAUAUGGCAAUGAUUUUGGCUUUUGCGUAUUCUGAAAGCGUUGCUGUGACUCAUACUAAACUUUGCACGCACGAGCAAGCACAGAUAAAAAGAUGCGUCUUUUCCGUUUUGCUUCUCUUUUGAGGUGCGUUUCACUACACAUGUGGUUUAGAAGAAGUGUGAGGGAGGGAGGAGUCCCAUUUUGGCAAAAAUUGGGAGCUGCUGUCGAAUUGAAAACAUCUGGAUGAAGGAGAAAUGCAGUGUGCGCUUGCCUGCGUCACGUGUGUGUGUUUUUGAGUGUGUGUGUGUGUGUGUGUGUGAGAGAGAAAAAGUUGGGAGUCCAGCCAAAGAUAUCAAUCAGAUUCCCAUCUGGUGACCACUAAACACAGCUGGAAAGACAUGAGGUCAUGCAGCCUUAGCACAAAUGAUACAAAAAGAAACACGUACAUAUACGCAAGUACACUCGGCACACGUGUGUGUCAUGAUUGUGCGAAAAAAUCAAUUUAAUUUGUGCUUAAUGCGCUCUGGAGUCAAUUGACUCGUGAGCGGUCAUGGUUGUCAGCUAGAAUAAGAUCCAGCUCCACUGCUGCGACCUUGAACAGGAUCACAAAAUGGAGGAACGUUAGGAAUGAGAUUUCAAAUCAUCUUUAUUUAUGUCGUCUAGUGUGUGGGUUGUUUUUUGGGCAAUUGUGAGGCCCGUGAGUUUAGGUAAAGAGACUUCAGAUUCUACAAAAUAUCACAUCCCUGUAGAAGUAGCGUGGACUAAUGUAUUGCAGAUGUCUGGACGGGAAAUUACUGUUUUUCUUUUGGCAUCACGCCACUGGUUUGUGUAGUCUACUCAAAGGUGCUGAUGGCUUUAUGACCGCAAUGUUCUCAUUUGGACCUUUUUAUUUAUUCAUGUUUCAUUGUACUGUACGUUCUUUUGCUGCUGCAGAAAAUCCUGCAUAUGGUUCUUGUUGACAGGGUGAGGUCACAACUAUGGAAAGUGGUUUACAAGUUGCAUGCUCAGUAACGUCUCCACCCCCCCGACUUUCACUACAACGUUGUUCCGAACUUCAUCGUUUUGCAUUGUGAUGCUCGGAAAAAUAAAUACGGGCCUCUUUGACUGCUAUGCCGUGGGUGCUUGUUACUGUUUCUGGAAAUAAAUGGCACAAGUUACAGCGUGUGUGCGCAUUGACGGUGUGUGUGUGUGUGUCCAUUCCUGGCACAGAGCGCAUAACUCACAUGCCAGGAAUGAGUAAUGCCACUCGAGCUGUUUUGCAGCCGUCGCGUAUCAGUAAUCCACAUUACACACGCGCCCGUGAGGUGAGAACGAGUGUAAAUUUAUACACACGCUUCCGGUACGCUAGAUAUUACCACAACUGCAGCAGUGAUGAUUAGAAGUGAUGUGUCUGCAUGUGUAUAUAUAUUUGAAUGUGCACGCUGACCCUCAUGUGUAGUUCUGGGAGCUUUCUCAUCUCUUCACGCUGUAGAUUUUAUGCUUACGUUAUGGACAUUAUCUGCCUUCAGUGUGGAGGAAGCGCAAUUUUACACCCUGUUGUAGCCAACAAGCCGCUUUCUGGGCCACCCGGACACACCAGGGAGCACGUGACGCCGGAGAUGAACAAGCUUCGUCAGAGCCUGAGGAGGAAGAAGCCCACCUAUGUACCCGAGGCCAGCAGACCGCAUCAGUGGCAGGCAGACGAGGAGGCUGUACGCAGGGGCAAAUGUAACUUCUCUGUACGGUACCUGGGCUUGGUGGAAGUGGAGGAGUCUAGAGGGAUGCAUGUGUGCGAGGAGGCGGUGAAAAAGCUUAAAAUUAGCGGGAAGAAGACAGUAAAGGCAGUAUUGUGGGUUUCCGCCGACGGACUCAGGGUGGUUGAUGAUAAGACAAAGGACCUGAUUGUGGACCAGACUAUCGAGAAAGUCUCCUUCUGUGCCCCGGAUCGAAAUUAUGACAAGGCAUUCUCCUACAUCUGCAGAGACGGCACCACCAGACGUUGGAUGUGCCACUGCUUCAUGGCUCUCAAAGACUCGGGGGAGAGACUUAGCCAUGCAGUCGGCUGUGCCUUUGCUGCCUGUUUGGAGAGGAAACAGCGACGGGAAAAAGAGUGCGGCGUGACGGCAUCUUUUGAUGCUAGCCGCACCUCAUUCGUACGCGAGGGCUCCUUCCGCGCCAACUCUGGGUGCAGUGCCCACGGCAGCGGCAGUGAACGAGAUGACAAAAUGCCGGAGAAGAACAAAGACCAGCCCUCUGUUCACGCAGCCCUUCCCCCCGGAACAGCCUCCCCACCCGAGGGCGCGGCAGAACCCGGCGGACCUCACGCCAUCCCCCGCCGCCACGCACCCAUCGAGCAACUGGUGCGCCAAGGCUCAUUCCGGGGAUUUCCAGCUCUGAGCCAGAAGAACUCUCCCUUCAAGAGACAGCUGUCACUUCGCCUCAAUGACCUGCCAUCCACUCUGCAACGCAAGACCGACUUUGAAACCAAGAAUCCCGUACUAGAGGUGGACAUGAAUUUGUCCGGCGAGGGAGACAUUAAUGAGCUGUGUAGCCAGAUCAACACCUCCUUCACAAAGCCAUCCGAGGACCCUUUCUCCAACCAUUGCCCACCUGCGAAUGCUCUGCCAACCUGCGUCGUGCCUCCAGCCUUGCCUCCUCCUCCAGCGCCGAUACAGGCCACAUCAUCUUGGGUUCAGCCAGAUCCUCCUCUCCACUCUCCUUCAGCAUCCACGGCAUUGCAGAGCGGACAUAAACGCACACCCUCCGAGGCGGAGCGAUGGCUAGAAGAGGUCUCCAAGGCAGUCAGGUCCCAGCAGACACCCCCACCGGGUCCUACCAUCCCCACUAUUCCGGGGCCACCGUCUGUAUCGAGUCAGCAGAUAACGAGUCUGGCCCCGGUGUCGCUCGGUACCAUGUCCAAACCGCUCAUCGCGGGCCCGUCUGCUCUCUCAGCUCAGCCCCUCCCACCAAUGUCCAUAUCAUCCGUCCCCCUCAUACCCGGCCCUCCAAUUUCAAGCCCCCCUAUGUCUUUGCCUUCCAUGUCCAUCCCCACCAUGUCCGGUCCCAGUAUGUCGGGAGCCCAGAUGAUUCAGCCCUCCCUCGCGGGGGGACCCCGAGGCUCCCUCCCAAGCAUCUUGCAGCCCUUUCCUUUGGCUUUCGACGCCACUUCGGCUCCUGUGGGCAUGUUCGCCGGUCAGCCCGUCCAACCGGCUUUUGUUCCCAUGCAAACCUACAUGCCGGGCUUGGCGAGCAGUAUGACUUAUCCAAAUGUCAGUGUACCCGUGGUCGGAAUCACGCCGUCGCAAAUGGUGGCCAAUGUCUUCUGCACGGCCACUGGGUCAUCUGGUACGGGAGGUGUCAUCGGCUCCGGAGUCGGAGGGCCUAAAGUGGGCUCGCUCGGAUUGGGCGGGACCCAACACCCUUACUCAGGAGUUCCCACUGGAGGCUUUUCCAUACCAUUCCCCUCCACCCCUCCACUUUCAACAGCCAUGAACGGUCUCCCCACCCACAGCGGCGCCUCCGCAGCCCUUCAGAACGGAAACGCUAACAAUGCUGGCAGCACGAGCAGCUGGCCGCCAGAAGGCAGCCAUCUGACUGCUCCCGUGACCAAUAAUUCCCAAGAUGAUGAGCGUUUUGAGGCCCAGUGGGCGGCACUUGAGAGCACCAAACCGUCAGCUCAGGCACCUGGGAACAAAAGCCCGGCGGCGGCCAACCCGUUUUCGAACAACCUGCAGAAGACUUUUGAGAUAGAGCUAUAAGGUGAGGAGAAAGCUCGGUGCUAAUUCCAGCAUCUCUGUCCUGAAACGCCGCGGCACCACAACGAUGUUGCUUUCUUGAAGCUCCAACAAGCGCUUUACACAUCUCCGGGCUGCCGCUGGGAACUUUUCACAUCUCAAACGGAUCAUGUGAUGAUCUAAAUCCUGCCACACCGCCUCGUUUCCGGCUCGUUCUGGCUUUCAUGUCUGCACUUCGGCUUUACUUUCUUUACCAGCUGCAAGUCCCUUCACACAUCGACUGUGUCACUUGGCGACACGCUCAGUUGCUUUCUUUCAGAGGUGACUCAGAUGCAUUCCAAUCCCACGGACUGAUUUUGGCAGUAUUUGUUGUGGUGAGAAAAUCCUUGUGAAGAACUGAAAUCAUUCUUGCUUUGACUGAUGAACAGAUUAAUGCUCUUGUUAAUCUUGAGAACCGAUUGUACGUACAGUGGAUAUAAAAUGUCUACACAGCCCUGCAAAACUUUUUAAACCUUUAUUCUGACCAUGACCUAAACAAUCUAAUUGAAAAAAUAUUUUUGAGAGUAGCAGUAGAAAGAAACAAAGAUAACAUAGAUGGACAUGUGCAGGGUUAAGGGUGUGCACACUUAUGCAACCACAGUAUUUUAGUUGUAUAUUACCUCCCUUCUCAAUUUUUUUUUUUUCAAUUAAGUCGUACAGAUUAUAGGUCAUGUUUUUAAAGUACUUAGUUCUUUUUUUCUAUCUCAAAUCUCAAAACUACAUUUGAACAGGGGUGUGUAGACUUUUUACAGCCACUGGACCUAAAAGCAGUGUUUUUCAACCUUUAUUGAGCCAAUGCACAUAUUUCACAUCGGAAAAAAAAAAUUGCGGCUCACCACUUAGAAAAAUAAUUCUCCAGAGGUACAGGUUAAUCACGUACCUUCAGACAUCUGGUGGAAGAGCAUUUUAUUAUUUUGCCGUGUUGGCAUCGAUAAGUUAACAAAAUAUAUGUCUACCUUAUUUUUGCGAGCUCUCGUGGAGAAACAAGAAUGUGCAUGAAUUCCCGUAGAAUGUGGCAAUUUCUUUCUUCAAUGUGCUCCUUUUUAUUUUGUGGGGAAGGAUCGCCGCAAUGAUUUGGAUUUUAUGUAGCGUUAGCGUUUUUUGUCAUUAAGCUUUAGUGAGCGCCUGUGACGAGGAAGAGGUUAUGCUCCAUAUUUUAAAUAUUAAUGCUGACCUUUUUAAUAUUAUCAGCUCAUGGAGCACAGGAAUAAGGUGGAUUAGAAAAUUAUACAAUUUUUGUCAAAAAUGAUUGACUUUGGAUUUUUUUUUUUUCUGGCACAACUGAUGAUCUCUCAUAGCACACUGGUUGAGAAUCACUGCAUUAGAUGACCCAUUGUGAUUUAUUGCCAAAAUGAUUUUAUUUAUUGUACUUUUUUUCUUUUUACAUUGACAACUUAUAUAUUCCUCAAAUCCAACAUGUUUAAGUGUUUCCUUAAGAUAUUUUUUAUCGCAUAUAUUUAUUUUUAUUGAACUCUUAAGAAGGACGAGGCAAACAAAUAGGACCACGCAGGUCAUCUAUAUUUGUUUAGGUAGCAAUCGAGAGUCAGGGCAUGUUACGGGAACCAAAUACUACCCAUGGAUGAAAUGGAUCAUGUUGCCUGGCACGUGUAUAUAGUGGCAUGAUACUCCCACCCAUACAGUGGGCACUUUUGCUUUCUUUCCAGACAAAUCAAUAGAACUUCACUUUUGUCUUUGGUGGACAUUUCUCUUGCUAAAAGGCAUUGAAGAAAUUCCUAAGCUGACACUUCAUAGUAGCCGUCCACCUUUUUCCAGAAAAGUCAAGCAACGGUGUUUAAUUAAAACAGAAGAUGGAGAACCGACAUGAUGAUGAAGAUGAGAGGGAACAAGUGAGUUUGGAAAAGUCAUCUUUCCCACAGAACAGACUGUCUGCCUCCUCCAUUUCCAAAUCUUGUUACUCCACUCUUCAAACUUGCAUCUUUUGAAGUAUUUAUUUUUCCAACUUUAGCGCACAGUAUUCCUUAUUUACAGUCUGAUAAGCAAGAUUUACCAAACAAGCAAGCCUCAAUGGGAGUUCAACUGUAUGAAGAGUUAGUGACAAUGUUCCGUGCUUGUUUUCAGUAGGAUUCAUUUAUAAAAUAUUUUUUAAUAAGGCAGUGUUGCUAUUUGAUAGGCUGCCGUCUAAAAAGAAAUUCCCAAUUAUCAGGUGAUUUGUUUUCUGACAAAUCUUAUCCCCCCCCCCCCCUCCACCUACCCAACAAAUACAAAUAUUUGAAACAAGAACCUAUUUUAUUGUUCACUGAAAAUAUAUUCUUUCACUGGACUUGUUUACACACCCUCUAAAUUAUAUGUAGGUUAUUGCAACAAAGCAAACUAAAUGACCUCAUGAACUUGAUUGUAAAACUAGUUUAGUGAUGGUAACAGAAAACAGUGAAGUUUAUUUUUAAUCUUUAUUUACAGACUUUUUUUGUAUUUAAACCAACAUAUUUGUAUUGUAAUUACAUUGUACAAAAGAUGAAUAAAGUAAUAUAAUACAAUA
Messenger RNA from Syngnathus acus (greater pipefish), 6375 nucleotides. It is a transcript of the gene numbl, whose product is annotated as NUMB like endocytic adaptor protein. NCBI's taxonomy places the organism in Eukaryota, Metazoa, Chordata, Actinopteri, Syngnathiformes, Syngnathidae. The transcript has 9 exons. The coding region runs from base 1539 to 3863 and encodes 774 amino acids. The record is from RefSeq and is a predicted model, not a curated record.